AUGAGGUCUGGGCAUGGCGGAUUUAUCACUGUAAAGAAUACCCUUCUGCAUUGUUACUGUGUUUGUGGGAAAAUUGAGGAUGCCCACCACUUGUUCGAUGAAUUUCCUCAGAGAAAUGAUUUGAUUUCAUGGAAUACUUUGAUGGGUGAUUACCUUCAUGUUUCGCAGCCUCGUGUGAUUGUGGACUUGUUUAAGGAAAUGUGCAUUGGUGGUUUUGAAGCUAGUGUAACCACUGUUCUGUAUCUUUUAUCAGCCAUUGGUGAGUUGGGAAGUUACCUUGGAGGAGAGAGUGUUCAUGGCUACUGCAUUAAGAUGGGAUUUUCCUAUAAUUUACAUGUGGUCACUGCUUUGAUUUAUGUGUAUGCAAAGAACGGGGAAAUUGACUUGGCACGUUGGAUUUUCGAUGGAGUUGCUGUGAAGGAUGUUGUUUUGUGGAAUUGUUUGGUAGGCAAGAACAGGCUCAGGGUCAGCUUUUAUGUCUUUAUGAAAAGACAAGGAAGCGGCGGUGGUGCUCCAGUUGUUACCCCAAUAGGUUCAAGAGAUGUUUACGUCGGUUUCAGUCAUAUCAAGCAAUCAUCAUCUUAUAGGAGUAGCUGCGCCCAGAGAAUAGCCCAGAAUCUUUCGAGUCUGGGUGUUCCGGAAGAUAAACAGCCUUCUGUUCUUGAAAAGAUUUUCGAGGUGGUUGAUGUGUCCGUCUCCCCAGACCAGGCAAUUCUUGUGAGUAUGUGGUUCUAUAAUCCGGUUCCGGUAGAUGUUCAACUUAGUCCUCCAAUUGCGAGAUUUGUUCCUGCAACUAGGUCAUCGAUUGAGGGUUUGUUGCAAGUGAGGGUUGAUAGAGGUCUUAUAAUUCAGACGCCAUCUUGUGUUAUUUGUGACGAGGAUUUUGCAGAUCAACUGAUGAUCACUCGUAUGCCCUGCGCACACCAUUAUCAUACACAUUGCAUUGUUCGGUGGCUGGAGAUCAAUCACAUGUGUCCCCUUUGCCGAUUCCCAAUGCCAACUGCGGAAGUUGCUGAGCCAUCAAAUCCCUAA
Rosa rugosa (rugosa rose) is the source of this 1032-nucleotide messenger RNA. RefSeq names its product pentatricopeptide repeat-containing protein At3g63370, chloroplastic-like. The record is from RefSeq and is a predicted model, not a curated record. The transcript is spliced from 2 exons. Gene Ontology annotation, biological process: RNA modification. Lineage: Eukaryota; Viridiplantae; Streptophyta; Magnoliopsida; Rosales; Rosaceae. Bases 1 to 1032 code for a protein of 343 amino acids. Gene Ontology annotation, molecular function: RNA binding; protein binding.